GAAACAGUCCGCCAAUUCUAUUGCUUCUAUUCAUCUAUUUGCACUCUACUUCCAUCACUUCAACGAAAUAAUGACAAUACCCCGAUCAUGACCCCCACCCACCCUCAUCCCCAACAAUAGACACACAUCAAUUACCACCAAAACGCGUGACGCGUGAAUCCAUCCCCCCAACCCAACACAACCCAACACAACAACCAGAAAUGAACCACCUAGAUCUUCCUCCUCUAUCUACUCAGGAUCCUCACCGCGUAAUCUCCUUCCCGGCCUCGCAGUCCCUACACGCGUCGACCGCGUUCCCGGAUGCUGCCUCAGGCAGAAAGGCCAUCCCGACUGGGCUGGUCGCGUUGGAUGAGGCGAUCUCUGCACCGGUGAUAUCGUCGUCGACGACAAAUGAGCGAAUACGUGAGUUUACUGAGGAAAAAGGAGAACAGCUAAAGGGGUUGCCGGUUGGUCAUGUUACGGAGGUGUUUGGGCCGCCGGGGGCGGGGAAGACGAUGUUGGGGUUGAAUGCUGCUGCUGGUGCGCUGGGGAGGGGGGAGGGAGUGGUUUGGAUAGAUACGGCAUCGCCGCUUCCUAGGCCUCGACUGCGCAAACUGCUGGAGUCGCAGUCUCCCACGUCGCCGUCAUCUCCCCGGUCCUUGACGGAGAAUCUAACGUAUAUUCGUGCCCCCACGCUUCCUCAUCUCCUCUCUCUCUUCCAUCAUCCACCUGCCUCUUUUCCACCCCCAAACACAACUCUCCUUGUUAUAGACUCUGUCUCUGCCCCUUUCACUCCUUAUUUCCCUAACCCUAGUGAUAUCAACCAACCGCAGCAAGCGCAGAGGGAUGUCCAGAAAUGGCUCACAACGCGAAAGUGGAACGUGAUUAGCGAUCUUGCUGCUCAGUUGGUGAAGUUCGCAAGCAAGGCGAAUCUGGCAACCUUGGUUAUCAACCAAACGCAUACCCGGAUUCGGGGACAGGUGAGGGCAACGCUGUCGCCCAUAUUGAGUGGAAGGGGGUGGGAAUCGUGCGUUCGUGCUCGGAUCGGGGUUUAUGGUGACUUUGGGUAUGGUGGGGAUGGCGGAUGGGUGAGGGUUGCCGAGGUCAUGAAGAGGGAUGGGAGGCUUGUCACUGUUAGGGACAAAACAACCGUAGUGCCUUUUCGGGUUGCAAAUGAUGGAUUGUAUGCUGUUGAAAUGGGGCUCGAGGGUAAUGAAGAGGAUAGCGUCGCCGUACAAGCCAGGGAGAAGCAAGCACAGGAUGAAGAUGCGCUUGAACCGGAAGAACCAUUAGAAGAGGAACCGGUGGAGGAGGAAGAGCCAGAGCUUGAAGAUUACCAAGCACAGGACGAUUCCGCACAAGAGGAUCUUGCACCCGAAGACCCUGCACCAGGAGGGUCUGCACAAGAGGAGUCUGCGCAAAAGCAAGCUGCACCAGAAGAGCCCGUAAUUGAAGCGUUGGUGCAUGAAGAGCCUGUGCACGAAGGGCACACACAAGACGAGCAUUUAGAGAAGAUACAGACCCAGGAGGUUCAAGCACAGAAGGAGCAAGCACAAGAUGUCCAAUCCGACUCAGCUCACGAUACUGCAAGCCAGCGGAAGCGAAAGGCAGAGGAGAUUGCGGACAGCCAGGAUGAGGAAGAUUCGGAAGGGGUAUUUGAGUAGGUCAAAGGUGACGUGGUUUGUGAGCAGAGGAUCAAAGUAUUAUCUGCCUCAGUAUAGAGUUCUAUAUAUACCCAUUGUUUUGAAUAGGGCGCAGUGCACAGGUGCUGAAACACGCUUUAUGGCACUCGCACCAAUUCUAUGAAUGAACUAGUCGAUACAUCAUCGUCAAGAAUGCGAGUUGUG
Messenger RNA from Aspergillus neoniger CBS 115656, 1826 nucleotides. RefSeq lists its product as uncharacterized. The coding region runs from base 201 to 1643 and encodes 480 amino acids. Gene Ontology annotation, cellular component: Rad51B-Rad51C-Rad51D-XRCC2 complex; Rad51C-XRCC3 complex; replication fork. Gene Ontology annotation, molecular function: ATP-dependent DNA damage sensor activity; crossover junction DNA endonuclease activity; ATP binding. The transcript has 5 exons. Gene Ontology annotation, biological process: meiotic DNA recombinase assembly; DNA repair; reciprocal meiotic recombination. The record is from RefSeq and is a predicted model, not a curated record. NCBI's taxonomy places the organism in Eukaryota, Fungi, Ascomycota, Eurotiomycetes, Eurotiales, Aspergillaceae.